AUGCCAUCGGCAAAUACAUCGAGUGUAUAUGGACGAUUUGGUGAUUAUGAGCAAGGAAGAAAGCAUGAUGCUGGUAAACAUCCAAAAGACUUUCAACACGCUGCGCAGUGUAAGCAUCAAACUGAAUCCAGCAAAAUGCUCAUUUGGCAUGGAAGAAGGGAAAUUCUUGGGCUUCAUUGUCACAAAAGAUGGCUUCAAAGUAAAUCCAGAAAAAGUUCAAGCAAUCGAAAGAAUGCCUUCCCCAUCAAACAUCAAAGAGAUGCAAAAAUUAGCAGGACGGUGGACUCCGGAAAGUCCUUUCCAUUCAUCAAAACAUUGCGCAACUGCAUGAAGAAAAGCCAGUUUCAGUGGACUCCGGAAGCAGAGAGCGCGUUCCACGAGAUGAAAGAUUGCCUCAUCAAACUGCCGACACUAACCGCACCAAUCAAAGGAGAACCCUUGGUACUAUAUCUAUCAGCUUCUGAUAAGGCAGUUGGAGCAGUGUUACUCGUUGAUCGUCAAGGUAUCCAAACACCAGUCUACUAUGUGUCACGAACCUUAACCGACCCAGAAACUCGGUACGCCAUCAUGGAGAAACUAGUCCUCGCGCUGAUCCAUGCAUCAAGACGGCUGCGAAGGUAUUUCGCCAACCAUGUAAUACAUGUGCUAACAAAUUACAACAUCGGCAACAUCCUCGCAAGACCAGAAAUCUCAGGCAGGCUAGCUAAAUGGGCAAUAGAACUGGGCGGCCACAACGUGGUUUUUAGACCAAGACCAGCCAUCAAGGGCCAAGUGUUAGCAGAUUUCCUGACAGAGGUACCUGACGAUAAGGAUCGGGAAUGUAAAGCAAUGGAAAAGGCCGAAAGACAACAAACAGAGGAACCAUGGCUGCUAUACACAGAUGGCGCGUCUAACGAAGACGGCGCAGGCGCAGGGCUUCGACUAGUGAGCCCCGACAAACGUGAGUUUACGUACGCCAUACGUCUGGAUUUCAAGAGCACGAACAAUGAAGCAGAGUUUCAAGCUUUUCUUGCUGGCUUAAGAUUGGCAAUCAAAAUGGGAGCCAAACACAUCGAAGCGCAUGUAGAUUCCAUGUUAGUGGCUGGACAAAUCAACGGCCAAUACGAAGCCAAAGGAGAUGUAAUGGCACUCUAUCUAAGUCAAGCAAAGACGUUGCUACAAACCUUCUAUUCCUACAAGGUGCAUCGCAUAAACAGAAGCGAGAACAAACCAGCAGACGCGCUGAGUAAACUCGCAUCUACAAGCUUCCAACACCUGGCGAAGGAUGUGCGCAUAGAAGUUCUGAGCAACCCAUCUGUUCCACUCAGGGAAGUAUGCGUCAUCCAGACAGGGACAACGUCUUGGAUGACUCCAAUAAUCAUGUACCUUCAAUCAGGGAUACUCCCCGAGAACAAAGCCGAAGCGAGGAAAAUCCAAUACAAGGCUGAGCAUUAUCAGAUGGCCGAUGGAAUUUUAUACAGAAAGUCAUACCUUGGCCCAUUGUUGAGACGCGUCAACGCCGAAGACGCAAACUAUUUGAUCAGAGAGGUCCAUGAAGGAAUCUGUGGUAUACAUGCCGGACCAAGAAUGGUGGUGGCAAAAGUGAUGAACGCCGGGUACUACUGGCCCGGAAUGCAUUUAGACGCGGUAAAAGAGUUGAGGAAAUGCAGUGGAUGCCAAAGACAUGCGCCCAAGACGAUGCGCCCCAAAAAUGAAUUGGUACCAGUCACAACCGCAUGGCCCUUCCAGCAAUGGGGCAUAGACAUGGUCGGCCCUUUUCCAGAAGCCCCAGGAGAGGUCAAAUUCAUAAUAGUCGCGGUCGACUAUUUUACCAAGUGGGUAGAGGCGAAGGCACUUGCAUCAACCACGUCAAACGUCGUCAAGAGAUUCAUAUGGGAACAAAUCAUAUGCCGUUUUGGCCUGCCGCUCAGAAUCAUCACUGACAAUGGAACGAACUUCGCCGCAGACGACCUUGAACGAUGGUUCAAAGAAUUGCACAUCGAACACACCUUCUCUUCGGUUGCGCACUGA
This is a messenger RNA of Helianthus annuus (common sunflower), 2010 nucleotides long. RefSeq lists its product as uncharacterized. Gene Ontology annotation, molecular function: RNA-DNA hybrid ribonuclease activity; nucleic acid binding. The transcript has a single exon. Lineage: Eukaryota; Viridiplantae; Streptophyta; Magnoliopsida; Asterales; Asteraceae. Bases 1 to 2010 code for a protein of 669 amino acids. Gene Ontology annotation, biological process: DNA integration. The record is from RefSeq and is a predicted model, not a curated record.